This is a messenger RNA of Cuculus canorus (common cuckoo), 2688 nucleotides long. RefSeq names its product WD repeat domain 4 (gene WDR4). Gene Ontology annotation, biological process: RNA (guanine-N7)-methylation. The transcript has 11 exons. NCBI's taxonomy places the organism in Eukaryota, Metazoa, Chordata, Aves, Cuculiformes, Cuculidae. Gene Ontology annotation, molecular function: tRNA (guanine(46)-N7)-methyltransferase activity; protein binding. Gene Ontology annotation, cellular component: nucleus; tRNA methyltransferase complex; cytosol. The coding region runs from base 71 to 1333 and encodes 420 amino acids. The record is from RefSeq and is a predicted model, not a curated record.
CCUACGUCAUCGCGCCGCGCCGUGACGGCUGUGCCGCGCGCCCGCCGCGCACGUGCAGGGGCGGCAGCGCAUGGAGGGCGGCGGCAGAAAUGGGGGGCGCAGCCCUGGCUCCAGGCCCGCGCUGGCCCUCCGCGGGGCUCGUAUGGCGAUCGGUGGUGGCAGCCGGUUCCUGGCUGCCCGGCACAAGGACGCCGGUGAUGAUAGUCUCUUCGUGUAUGAUUGCGUCAACGUGGAGAAGACGACCCUAGGAAAUAAAGGACAGGAUGGAAAACCAACAGAUAAAGGAAGUGAUGACAUCCUAGCUUUUGCCUUCUCCCCAUCAGGAGAUUAUUUUGCCUUGACAGAUGACAGCAAACGUCUAAUUCUGUUCCGUACGAAGCCUUCCUGGGAGUGUGUUAGCAUCAGGUCUGUGAACAGGAAGUGCACUUCCCUGGUUAUUACAGCUGCAGAGGAUAAGAUUCUGAUUGCAGACAAGUCUGGUGAUGUCUAUUCUUACUCAAUAACAGAACCCCAAGCAGAAGGAAAACUUGAGCUGGGUCACUUGUCUCUGCUACUGGAUGUUGCACUGAGUCCUGAUGACCGAUAUAUUGUAACUGCAGACAGAGAUGAGAAGAUCAGAGUCAGCUUGACAAAGGCUCCUUAUAUUAUUGUAUCUUACUGUCUGGGACAUACGGAGUUUGUAAACAAAAUACUUGUAAUACCCAACUAUCCUGAUCUGCUGUUGUCAGCUUCUGGGGACUCAACUCUGAGGCUUUGGGAGUACAAAAGUGGAGAAGAAGUGUACUGCUGUCAUCUGAGUAGCAUCUGUGGGCCAGAGACAACCAAAACUGACGAGAAAUACCCUGUGUCAAGAAUAACCUACUGCUGUCAUGGUGAUUAUGUUGCCAUUCUAUGUGACAGUAUUCCCACAGUCUACAUCUUUCAGCUUGAUGCUGUUGCCCAACAGCUAGUUUACAGACAGCAAAUCUCCUUGAAACACAAAAUUUGGGAUAUUGCAUUUGAGGAAACAAGAGAUCUAUGGAUUUUGCAGGAAGACAGAGAAGCUCCUCUUCAGUUGUACAGAGCAUGUGAUGAACAGUGGAAGCCUGUAACCGAUGAUGAAGGAUUACAGAAGAUGUCAAAAUACCUUCAAGACAACUGGGCUGUGUUCGAAGCUUUUGUUGGUGUGGAGAGCCACUACAACAGUCUCUACAAGGCUUCUUUUGACGACAUGGACAGCUGCCUAGAGAGAACAGAGGAAAGAAUACAGCAGAGAAAAAAGAAAAGGCAGGAUCUGCAACAUGGUUCAAAUGGACAAACAAAAAAGAUGAAGACUGAAGAAUCAUCACUAUGACCCUGUUGUUAGUUGUAACUUUUUCCUUGCUGAAAGGAACUGUUAUGACUGUGGACUGUUUUUAAAUGUAAAAUGAAUUAUUGAAGAAGACUGGUUUAAACUUUUAUUCAGAUUUAGGUUUUCAGGUAGCCUGAUGCGGUCAUAUCCUACUUGCAGCAGUGAAUAUAUUUACAAUAUGCCUAAGCUUCUAGCAGCGUUUAAGCUUUAGCAGUUCAGUCCUAGUAAUCUCUAAUGCAUGAUAUGUGAAUAUUGGAGAUCCUUGAAAAGGGAUUUCUUUUUGCCUACUGUGCUCAGGCUUUCUUCUACAGGUGGAAUUGAACUGCUUGAAGUUCAUUUGCUCUUUUAUUUGUUUCUUCUGGUUUGUUUUUAACUUAAAAGAUCUGUUAGUUAAUGUAACUGAAUUAGUGUAUGUGCCUAUGGGAAAGGGAAUGUAGCAAAAUUCUUGCUGUAUAUGAAAGGUUUUAGCUGAGAAUUUACCAUCUCUGCUUUUACCCUUUACAGGUACCCUUUAUGGUAGGGAUUCUGCCUAGCUUGCAAUCCAUUACUUGUGGCAUAUUUUUAUAAGAAGUAGUGCAGAAAUAGAUUUUUCACAUUUGAAAGUAAAAGUAAAAAGUGUCAGUGAACUUUGUUACUGGAAGAUCCUUCUCCUGCGAUACGAUCAUAGGGUGUCUGUGAGAAUGAUUUGAGAGGCCUGUGAGCAAAACCUGGAGUGCAUUCUGCUUCCCUCAACGAGAACUCUUUCUUGUUGCAAUUAAUCAAGAAAUAAAUCUUCUUUAAAAGUUAUCAGUAAGAGCCUUAUGGGAUCACUUGUUGCUUCUUCAUGGGGCAGAAGGUAUGCAUUCAUCUACCAGAUAGAUACAUUAUAUUCCACAGAGACAUGAUGUUAUUUCAUAAAACCAGCUGUAGAAAUCUGUACAAUCCAUUAAAAGUAUUGAUAAUUAGCCUAUGAACAGCAAAGAGUUCUCAGUCUCUUUUUUUAUAUAGCUGUCCUCCUUGGAGUGUCUGGACACUUAGAAUUUUUUCACUGAAAUUCUAACUACACUAAUGUGUAAGACAUUGUUUUGAUAUAGCUGCUUUCGAAACUAUUGGGUAUUCAUCAGAGAAGCAGAACUUGAUACUUACGUCUGCUCAAAAUUGCGGUCUUGUCUUUAUUGUGUGUUCCAGAGGCCAUGAGCCUUUCUCAUGCUGUAGGAUGUCACAUGGAUUUUCACAUUCCUUCUGGCUGGAAGUGCUUCCUUAAAGACAGAGCAUUGCAUGCAUUAGUACAUAGCCAAUCCUUUGCCUCCAGGGUCUGAUUUCUCUCAUUGAUUUUUUUUAAAAUAAAGAACCUUCUGUCCUGCAAAUGUCUCCUUGAA